Messenger RNA from Hevea brasiliensis (rubber tree), 852 nucleotides. RefSeq names its product protein ARABIDOPSIS THALIANA ANTHER 7-like. Gene Ontology annotation, biological process: lipid transport. Gene Ontology annotation, cellular component: membrane. The transcript is spliced from 2 exons. The coding region runs from base 106 to 465 and encodes 119 amino acids. The record is from RefSeq and is a predicted model, not a curated record. Gene Ontology annotation, molecular function: lipid binding. NCBI's taxonomy places the organism in Eukaryota, Viridiplantae, Streptophyta, Magnoliopsida, Malpighiales, Euphorbiaceae.
ACUGCUUUCUUGUUCACAAAUAAGAAUUGUUCAAGUUUCAUUUUUAAGGCCAAACACACAAAAAUUCAUCUUGUCAUGAGUUGAAAAUUUUUGCUUAGUCCAUAGAUGACUCGCCUUGUGGCAUUUCUAAUUGUCAUUCUCUUAGUUUCAAGAUCAAUCAUGCCUCAGAUGCCACAAGAUUUCAUUGAUUGUUUGAAUGUGCUAGUAUACUUCAGCUCAUGCAUAGGAUUUAUCAAUGGACGACUGCAAGAACCAACAUGGAAUUGUUGUAUGGGAGUACAAGAACUCAAUAGGUUAGCAACGCAGAAUAAUGAUAUGCAGAGGAUUAGUCAAUGUAUUGAACUUGAUGCAAGAUUAGGAGAUCCACCUUUCCUUCUUGCCAAUAUCAAUGCUCUUCCAAUCAAGUGCCAAACGCAUCUCAGCUUCCCCAUUUCUAUCAUAAAGGAUUGCUCCAAAGUUCAGUAAACUGAUGAACUAAGCCGAAGACCUCUUGAUGGAGACUGUAGUAUGAAACUGAUAAGAUGGAUAAAGCAUUCAAAGAAACUUAUUAUUGUUAAUCUAUAUUAGAAAGACAAAAGAACAAGUGUUAUAUUUUGUAAUUACGUUAACAGCCUUGAUUUAUACCAUACUCAUUAGGAAAUGCAAAAUGAGUUUUCAGACCCUCGUAUUCCAUGGUUCUUUACUGCUGGAGAAGACAGAAGCAAUAAAAAGUAGUUUAUCAAGGUGUUAGAGACACCAUAACUUGGUUAUAUUCCAAGUGUGACACCUCUUACCCGUCUACAGUAUAGCCAAACAAGACAUGCCACACAGUAUGCUGGAACACCAUAUUUUAUCUCAUUUACAUAUUUUUCA